Messenger RNA from Cajanus cajan (pigeon pea), 638 nucleotides. The record is from RefSeq and is a predicted model, not a curated record. Lineage: Eukaryota; Viridiplantae; Streptophyta; Magnoliopsida; Fabales; Fabaceae.
ACUAAAUUGUGUUGUGUUGGAAGAAAAAGCUAACGACAGAGAACAGAACAUUGCCAUUGGCCGCAGACACAGAGAAAGAGACUUUCACUGAAUUACUUAAAGAAUAAAGAUCUGUGUUUUGUAUUUUUUGUUCAAUCCUUUCACUAUUUUUCGGUAGUCACUGUCAUUGUUCAUUGUCCAUUUCUAUUGGUUUUGUUACUCUCACUCUCCAGCCUUUUCUCGGGUUUCUCUUUUUUUAAAUUCCUCUCGGCAUAGUUUGUCUGUUGCACCUGAAAACAAGGUUUCUUUUGUCAAGUUUGGAGCUUUUUGCUCUGUGAUUUGUGUUUUCUCCAAACAAUGCUUGAUUUCUCAUCUGGGUAUUUAGUUCUGGUUUAAGAUGGUGGAGGGUGACCGUUUUCCGGUGGGUAUGCGUGUACUUGCCGUUGACGACGACCAAACGUGUCUCAAAGUGUUGGAGAACCUGCUUCGCAAAUGCCAGUAUAAUGUUACUACAACUACUCAAUCAAUUAAGGCUCUGGAAAUGUUGAGGAAAAACAGAAACAAGUUUGAUCUUGUUAUUAGUGAUGUAAAUAUGCCAGACAUGGAUGGGUUUAAGCUGCUUGAGUUAGUGGGACUUGAAAUGGACCUACCUGUUAUUA